UAGAGUUUAUUUUAGUAAUAAUUUCUGUCAGAAAUAGUUCAUCAAGUUUUUCCAUAUUUUGGACGCGAAUUUUUGCAACAAAGUAAGAUCGAUGGUGGUGGUGGUGAGACGAAGUGCGGGAGAAAGUAGCAGAAGUUGAUGGUGAAUCUUUUUGCAAGAAAAAACAGGCAAAUUUAAUUUAAUUAUUACUUUGCCACAUAAAAAAUUUCAUUAAUUAAAUAGCACUCAAAUAUGGAUCACCUUCUCCAGCGAGUUACCCAAUUGGAGAAAAUGGUGUCAGAAUUGGUUAACUGGACUAACUACACGACAACGAGUGUCCCCACCGGAAAUGAGUUGGACGGAACCAUUUCUCUUUCUCACACAAGUGUUGACAGUCGCCAACUUAUCAACGAUCAAUUCGACAUUGAAGAAGGCGUAAAAAUUGAAGCGAUUGAAGUAGCGUCCGACGAAGAAGAAAUGAUACCUCUCGAUCUACUUUCACACGACCCAUCGGAUAAUAAUCCUGCCAAUCCUGGAGAAAGUGGAAGCAACACCUUUCACUUCAUCGACCAUGGCGAUCCUCUCGCCGACCUUAAUCACUCUACAUCAUCAGAAGUUUCAAAUUCCGCCUCCUCCACGCAGGUAGGCACUUAA
Messenger RNA from Folsomia candida, 633 nucleotides. RefSeq lists its product as uncharacterized. The coding region runs from base 232 to 633 and encodes 133 amino acids. Lineage: Eukaryota; Metazoa; Arthropoda; Collembola; Entomobryomorpha; Isotomidae. The transcript has 2 exons. The record is from RefSeq and is a predicted model, not a curated record.